Messenger RNA from Exaiptasia diaphana, 1281 nucleotides. RefSeq names its product cytochrome c-type heme lyase. The coding region runs from base 105 to 935 and encodes 276 amino acids. Gene Ontology annotation, cellular component: mitochondrion. Gene Ontology annotation, molecular function: holocytochrome-c synthase activity. NCBI's taxonomy places the organism in Eukaryota, Metazoa, Cnidaria, Anthozoa, Actiniaria, Aiptasiidae. Gene Ontology annotation, biological process: cytochrome c-heme linkage. The record is from RefSeq and is a predicted model, not a curated record. The transcript is spliced from 5 exons.
UACAGCCAGCACAUGCAACAACAUUGAAGAUUUCAAAUUUCUUCUCAACUUUUCGUCUUUUUUGUUAUUUAUUCGCCGCCAAACAAGACAAAGGUUUUGAAUUAAUGGGUGCAUCAGAAUCAACACCAGAGAACCAACCAUCGCCAUCUCCUGGCCCACCAACAAGCGUUACCCAGUCCCAGACAUCUGGGUGUCCAGUGCAACAMAACAGCCCCCCAGUGGGUGAAUGGAGAAGUGAGUGUCCAGCCAGUGGAGCAGGAGGUAGGGGUGGCUGUCCAGUCAACAAAGAUGGCCUGGAUCCUAGAAACAUGAUGCCACCAGCCAAUCAGCAGCCUUCACCAGGGCAACCAUUUCCCUUACCAACAAACCGUGUAACAUCAUCAAUCCCAAAAGCAGGUUCAGACGGUGACASGUGGGUUUAUCCCUCUCCUCAAAUGUUCUGGAAUGCAAUGGUUAGAAAAGGAUGGAAGUGGGAAAAAGAYGAAGUACAAGCUAAUGAUAUGGAUCAUAUUAUAAGGAUACACAAUGCUAACAAUGAGAGAGCUUGGGAUGAAAUAUUAAGAUGGGAAGCUCUACAUGCUCAUGAAUGUGGCAACCCUAAACUAUUAAGUUUCCGUGGAAGAGCGCAAGAUUUCAGUCCAAGGGCAAGAAUAAGAAGUUGGUUGGGUUAUGAGUUGCCSUUUGAUAGACAUGAUUGGAUUGUUGAUCGCUGUGGACAAGAAGUGCGUUACAUCAUUGAUUAUUAUGACAUUGGAGAUGAGGAAGGUUACAAGAAAGGAGAAUUUGUUCACCUGGAUGUUAGACCUGCAAUUGAUUCACCUAGUGCAGCUUUAGACAGAAUGCGAGUUGCAUUCCUACGAUGGUCAAUGUACUUUAGCAGCAACACAGAUGAACCACAGGAUGUUAAAGURGAAUCCUCCCCUAAGUCUGAUUGAGGAGUGUAUAGUUGUGGCUCAAAACAAAAGUCUUAGAAAUCACUAUUCUCUUGUGGGAAUUUCUACACUUUCUUCAGUAGAUAAUGGCUGCAGGGGGUCUGGAUUGUGAAGGUCUUGUUUGUGACAUAUGUUCGGACUAAAAUAGAGACAUCAAACUUUGUUUUUGAGAGCAAAAUGGCAGUUAAAUCUGCAAUUUAAAUUUGUCCAUCAUUUAAAUGCGAAAAAUACUUUUCAGUGAUUGACUGUUAAAUGUUACAGCAAAUAUGACUUUAUUUCAACAACAGUUUGUUGUGUAUUAUAUAAAUUUUAAUAAUAUUUCAUAGUAAAAGCUCAAGAAUUCCUAUUA